AUGGCGGACAGAAUGAAGCGGGUGCUGCAUCAGGUCAUCUCACCGGAGCAGUACGGUUUUAUCCCGGGGAAGCGACUGUCUGACGCGGUCGCGCUGGUGGCUGACGUCAUUGAUGUGGCGAGAAACGAGAAGAUGGACUGGUACAUGCUAUUGGAGGUGGAGAAGGCAAAGCUGGGGCUUGACAAGGAUGGGCAGCAGCUGAGCUACCUCGGCUACGCUGAUGAUACGACGCUCAUUCUGCAUGGGAAAAAGCAAAUUGUUAAGGCGGAAGUGAUUUUGGACAAUUUCGAAAAAGCAGCAGGUCUGGCAACAAACAAAGGGAAAUCCGUGGUGUUACCUCUGGGGAUUAAUAUCGGAGAGGCGGCGGACGGCUCGUCUGACUUCAAAUGGGCCGGUGCAAAUGAUGCUGAACGCCUGCUGGGGGUAUGGGUGUCUCCCUCGGGGGAUGGGCAAGCGACAUGGGAGAAGGCAAUCGGUCGCGUCGCUGAAAAGCUGGUGAAAUGGAAGCAGAAGUACCUGACGACGGCGGCGCGUGCAUCGGUGGUGAAUUUUUACAUUACUCCGUUGAUCGCGUUCCAAGCUCAAGUCUACCCGCCGCCUGCAGAGGUCUGGGAGGACUUGGUGCGCAUGCUGCAUGGUUUCUUAUCUGGCAACAGAGUAUCAGCGGCGAAAGGUUUCUUUCUCUGGAUCAAAGUUCUGCUAUACACGACGAGAGAGGCGGGCGGAAUUGGAGUUAGAGACCCGGAGAUUGUUAUCACCUGUCUGGCGGCGAGAAGGGCGGGACUAUACGUCACGGAAAAUAACUGCUUAAAGAAAGAUUUGAUGGAGCGGGCGGCGAAGCUUCCUCUGGGCGUCGACUCGUUUGGGGCCCAUGAAAAGCUCUUCAAAAACUGGGAAGGCGGAAGUGUCCGCUGGAAGCAGACGUGUGAAAGCCUCUCCGGCUCGCCGCUGUGUCUACGUGGUCCAGCCUGA
This is a messenger RNA of Closterium sp. NIES-65, 972 nucleotides long. Lineage: Eukaryota; Viridiplantae; Streptophyta; Zygnematophyceae; Desmidiales; Closteriaceae. The record is from the annotation of a GenBank genome assembly.